GUGAGAUGAAGCCUCAUGAGGCAUCGAACCACUUCAGCCAAUUGCUUCGAGAAAGGGUUCAUUUCUCGAAGCUUCAUGUGCUCACGACACCCCCUAGUGGCCAAGUGCAUAAUCACAGGCAGCUGUAUCUGAACCACAUCAUGUGAUGCAUUGAAUGUGUGUGUCGUAUGGCUGUUUGGAAUGACUAUGAAUUACAAAAAUGUAUGACCAAAUCAUUUCUGUACAUAAAUCAUCACAUAUGUGCAUAAUAAAAUAUUGUUUUAAUGUAUUCUGUGUGUGUUAAUGUUCCCAAAAUGGUAGUAUCAUAUGAUAUGGAAGGUUGUGUAAUGUUAUUAUGUCCCUUUAGGAAAAUGGCAUGGGCUUAAGCAGGCAGAGGACAGUGAAAGUGCUCGUGGAACUAGGAAGAGGGGACUGAAUAUGCUUGUGUAACUUGGACAGUGAUGUACAGGACAGGGGACAUUUUAUUCAUUUUUAUUCAGAAAUAACAGUUUCUCAACAGUUCCAUCUUAUCACCUCUCCUUCUCUCCUCACUCUCCAAACUAUCUCUCUCUCUAAACUCUCCAAACACUCAACCAACAACCCACAUGUUGAAUGGAUCCUGAGGGGUUUAUAUUGCUGUCAAACCUCCCGGAAAUAUCUGAACCACUUCCCGAAGCAGUCACGUGGUACAGCCGGGCAGCGAGGCUUCGGACGUCAUCAUUUUUGGCUCCUCCCCUAAACGAAGCAAGCCUCGAUACGCGCUUCGAGGAAACGCCCCCUCCAUUACUCGACACACGCUUCGAAGCGUCGGCACAUCUCGUAACAACACUCGUUAUCAUCAUCUGCGGGAGCAGAGGCGUUCAGGGACUCACCCGGCUGACAGUACAUAACCGGACCUCAGGAGCAGAACCGAGGAUGAGCCCGCUGCACAGACGGCUGAGUCAGCUGCUCGGAGCAUGGAGGAGGAAGAGGAGGGUGGAGGUUUCUCUGCACGUGGCCUCUGGCUUUCACUGCAGGACCUUCUGCUCCACCUCCUCAGGACCAGAAGACCCCCUAGAGGUCCACAAGAAGAAGGUCUUCCUGUGGUUCAGCCACCUCCCUCAGGAGGAGAAGCAGUUCGGCGGGUACUUCAGCCCAGAGACCAUGCAUGUGGAUCCUCUGGUGGUGGAGCGCGGGGCGGAGGAGAGGGCGGGAGUGCUCAGCUCCCCUCUCCAGAACCAGACCCCCUGCAGCCCCUCGGUCACCGUGGAGCAGCUGUUUGAGCCGACCGGCGACGAGGGCCGCGGGCUCAACGUGCUGCUGUACGGCGCCGUGGGCACGGGCAAGAGCACCAUGGUCCGGAAGCUGGUGCUGGAUUGGUGCGCUGGCAGAACCCUGACUCACUUCAAGCUGCUGAUCCCUUUCUCUUGUGAGGACCUCGCACAACUGUCAAAGGGGGCUUCCUUGAGGGACCUGGUGAGCAGGAAGUACCACCACCUGAGAAAACACCCCCUGUUGAGCGGGGAGGGCAACCAGGCCAAGGACGUGCUCUUCGUCUUCAACGGGAUGGAGAAGAUGAAUCUGGAUUUCAGGAUUGGAGCCACGGAGCUCUGCAGCGACCCCGACGAGGCGCUGCCUCCCGGUGUGGUGGUGGUCAACCUGUUGAGGAAAUACCUGCUGCCUGAGGCCAGCAUCUUGGUGACCACCAGACUGUCGGCGCUGGACUGCAUCCCCCAGAAGUACGUGAGUCGCUACGCUCAGAUCUGUGGCUUCCUUGACCCGGACCGCCAGCGCGCCUACUUCAACAGCCGCCUGCUGCAGCAGAGCGGCGAGUCGGCCCGGAGCCGCGAGGCGCAGGCCCUCGUCCAGCUGCUGUACCUCAACCUCCAGAGAGAGAGCCAGCUGGCCGCCGCCUGCUUCCUGCCCUCUUACUGCUGGCUCACGUGCGCCACCUUGCACUUCCUCCAUUUCACCGACGCCAAGGCGCCCAUCCGCACGCUGACCGGCAUUUACACCAGCUUCCUCCGGCUGAACUUCGGCGGCGAGGUGCUGGGCACGGGGAAGGGAAUCGACGCGGCCAUCCAGAAGCAGCACAGCUCCCUGAUGCUGUACGUGGUGCGCACGCUCGGGAAACUGGCGUUCGACGGCGUGACCGGCAAACGCUCGUCGUUCUCGGAGGAGGAGCUGGAGCAGUGGAUCGGGGGCAAGACCAAGACGGACGAGGAGCUCCGGCAGCUCGCCAUGUUCCGCACCGACGUGCUCGACUUCUUCUUGGCUCCCAGCGUGGACGGGUGCGAGCGCGACGGGAGGCGCUACGUGUUCGCCGUCCCGGCCAUGCAGGAGUACCUGGCGGCGCUCUACGUGGUGCUCGGGGAGAACAAAUCGGCCCUGGAGAAGCUGAGCACUCAGGUGUCGGCCGCCAUCGGCCAGGCGAGCGAAGACGUCAACGUCCUCGUCAACAUCCUCUCGAAGUUCAUCCCCCUGCGGAUCUUCGCCGUGUUCAACCUCCUGAAGCUUUUCCCGAAGCUCUUCGAGAAGAUCAGCAGCCGCAACCAGGGCAGCAUCGCCAGAACCAUGGUGGCCGAGAUGUUCCGCACCGAGGACAGCUACAACGAGGACGUCCUGGACCAGGUGGAGCAAAGCCUGCUGGGAGUCCACGGCCCGCACCCCGAGCAGCGCAGCGAGGCCCAGGCGUUCGAGCUCUACCCCAUCUUCAUGGGUGGGCUGUUGCAUUAUGGGAACCGCGUCCUCCUCCAGCAACUCGGGUGCAGCAUUCAGAGCACCACCGUGGCCCAGAUCACGCAGGCCCUGAGGAAGUACCUCGUGAGAGAGCUCAGCAAGCCGCAGCCGCCAGAGGAGCUGAUGGACCUGCUGGUUCUUCUGUACGAGUUCCAGAACCCCAGAGUGACCGCGGAGGUUCUGGCCUCCAUCAGAACCAUCAACCUCCCCAACAUCCGCAUGACGCCGCUCAAGUGCUUCGUCCUGAGCUCGGUGCUCUCGUGCACGCCUGCGAGUUAUCACCUGGAGGGGAUGAACCUGUCCUCCUGCCUGCUGACGCACGACAUGCUGCAGAUGCUGAGGCCGGCCUUCAGGCACACGCGCAACCUCAACCUGCAGUAUAACAGCCUGGGUCCUGAGUCCUGCGUCCUCCUGAGGGAUCUGCUGCUCGACCCCCUGAGCCCCAUCAGAUCUCUACAGCUGUGUGACAACCCUCUGCUGGAGUCCGGAGCCUGCACCCUGCUGGAGGCUUUGCCCGAGAACCAGUCCCUGACGCACCUGUCCCUGAUGCACACGGGUCUGGGGGACCGGGGGGCCCUGGAGCUGGCCGAGAGGCUCCGGCAGCACGCGGGGCUCCUGGAGCUCAACGUGGCCUACAACAACAUCGGGGACAACGCCGCUCUGGCUCUGGUGGACGCCUGCAGGGAGCAUCCCAGCAUUCACACCGUGCACUUGUACCUGAACGCCCUCAGCGACGUGGUGAAGCAGACGCUCUACGCCCGCGGCGUUCCCAAGCGCCAAGGCGGCCGGCGGGUCAAGGUCCUGGCGUCGGUCACCGAGGGCGCCGACAUCUCCGAGGACUGGCACCCCAUCCUCAGCGUCAUCCGGAAGAACGCCUCGUCCUGGGACCGCCAGCGAGUCCAACAGCAGCUCAAGGCGUUCCUCAGGGACCUGGACUGGGGCCGCCAGCAGCAGCAGAGCGUCUGGAAGCGGCUGCACUUCAUGCGGGUGGAGAAGGGCGUUCGCAAGACGCUGAAGAUGCUGGAGAAGGACGCCCCGCCUCCGUCGUCGGGCUUCAACCAAUGAGCUGCAGACGGGGAGGGAGGGAGGCGGGACUUAAUUCAGACACGAUGUUUUAGCACUUUAGCUUCUAAAAAACCUCAAUGGAGAACUCUUAAAUGUUUUUAACCAGAACAAACUGCACAUUGUGACUUUUUAUCUCUUCAGAACCAACAGAAGAAUCAUUUGAUGCAAACAAAGGGAUAUUUAAAAUAAUGCAAUAAAUAAAAUGCUCCUCUGAAAAGUAUUUUUAAAGAAAUAUUAUACAGAGCUUGAAAUGAUAAAUAAAGUAGAGCAUGUACGAUCUGCAUGUUUUGGGAUGUGACGCUGAAUUAUAGUUAAAUCACUUUAUGAUUACAUUUAGGUUUUGUACCCCAAAAAAAGCCAAAACUGUAAAUACCAACAAAUAAACAAAAGUACUUUACUGCGAUGUGUCAUGUGACCAUGAUGACAUCAUGAUGAUGACAUCGUGAUGAUGACAUUGUGACGUGUGACGAUGACAUAAUCUGUUGUGGGUUCACAUUCUUUUGUUUCCUCAGAUGUAAAUAAUCCUGUUGUCCAAAUAAAGACGUGUAACAUUC
This is a messenger RNA of Pseudoliparis swirei, 4316 nucleotides long. It is a transcript of the gene nlrx1, whose product is annotated as NLR family member X1. Gene Ontology annotation, molecular function: protein binding. Gene Ontology annotation, cellular component: mitochondrion. The transcript has 12 exons. NCBI's taxonomy places the organism in Eukaryota, Metazoa, Chordata, Actinopteri, Perciformes, Liparidae. Gene Ontology annotation, biological process: negative regulation of canonical NF-kappaB signal transduction. The record is from RefSeq and is a predicted model, not a curated record. The coding region runs from base 592 to 3762 and encodes 1056 amino acids.